Messenger RNA from Capronia coronata CBS 617.96, 1407 nucleotides. RefSeq names its product 2-methylcitrate synthase, mitochondrial. Lineage: Eukaryota; Fungi; Ascomycota; Eurotiomycetes; Chaetothyriales; Herpotrichiellaceae. The transcript has a single exon. Bases 1 to 1407 code for a protein of 468 amino acids. Gene Ontology annotation, cellular component: mitochondrial matrix. Gene Ontology annotation, molecular function: 2-methylcitrate synthase activity. The record is from RefSeq and is a predicted model, not a curated record. Gene Ontology annotation, biological process: carbohydrate metabolic process; tricarboxylic acid cycle.
AUGGCCACUAGCACACGGACAGCUCGAACUGCCCUCAGGGCCCUCCGUGCCUCAACUCAACGUUCUACAACUACUAGUAUUGCCUACCGCACCUACGCUUCGGCAGCUGAACCAGACCUCAAAACCACUCUCCAGUCCGUCAUUCCCGAGAAGCGAGAGUUGCUGAAGGAAGUCAAAGGCCAUGCCGACAAGAAAAUUGGAGACAUCACCGUAGGUCAGGUCAUUGGUGGCAUGAGGACCAUGAAGGCCAUGGUGUGGGAAGGCAGUGUUUUGGAUGCAAACGAAGGCAUCCGCUUUCAUGGUCGAACCAUCGCCGAAUGCCAGAACGAGCUACCCAAGGGCACUUCUGGCACCGAGAUGCUCCCCGAGGCUAUGUUCUGGCUCCUUUUGACCGGUCAAGUCCCUUCAACGUCUCAAGUGCGGGCUCUCUCCCGCGAGUUGGCUGAAAAGUCAGACCUACCGGCCCAUGUGGUCAAUAUGCUGCGGUCAUUCGACAAAAGCGUUCACCCAAUGACACAGUUGUCAUGUGCUGUGGCUGCACUAAACACCGAGUCCCAAUUCGCAAAGAAGUAUGCCGAGGGACUGAGCAAGGCUGAGUACUGGGAGCCCACAUUCGAAGACAGCAUCAACCUUCUCGCCAAGCUGCCUCGUGUCGCCGCGGCCAUCUUCGACAAGGCUGCGCUAGAUAUACCUGUGGACAAGGACCAAGACUGGGCUUACAACUUUGCUAAACUGCUUGGGAAGGAAGGCAAGGAGAACGAGGGUUUCCAAGACCUGCUCCGUCUGUACCUGGCCCUCCAUGGAGACCAUGAAGGUGGUAACGUGUCUGCCCAUGCGACCCACCUGGUGGGAUCGGCUCUUUCAGACCCAUUCCUCUCAUAUUCCGCCGGCCUGCUUGGUUUGGCCGGGCCGCUGCACGGCCUUGCCGCCCAAGAAGUCCUACGUUGGAUCUUGAAGAUGCAGUCUCAGAUUGGAGAGAACCCCUCGGACCAAGACGUCAAGGACUAUCUGUGGGCCACUCUUCGCUCCGGCCAGGUCGUGCCGGGGUAUGGUCAUGGUGUCCUCCGGAAGCCUGAUCCUCGUUUCAAGGCAUUGAUCGAGUUUGGUGAUUCCCGGGAGGACAUUGCCAAAAACCCGGUGUACCGCCUGGUCAAGAAGAACAGUGAAAUCGCACCAGGUGUCUUGACCGAGCAUGGCAAGACGAAGAACCCUCACCCCAACGUUGACAGCGCUUCCGGCGUUCUGUUCCACCAUUAUGGCUUCCAGGAUCCCUUGUACUACACUGUCACUUUCGGUGUUAGUAGAGGCCUGGGGCCAUUGGCGCAACUUAUCUGGGACCGUGCUCUUGGUUUGCCGAUUGAGCGGCCCAAGAGCAUCAACCUGGAUGGAUUGUUGAAGCUGGUUUAA